Blastomyces gilchristii SLH14081 is the source of this 2101-nucleotide messenger RNA. RefSeq names its product thioredoxin reductase. Gene Ontology annotation, cellular component: cytoplasm. NCBI's taxonomy places the organism in Eukaryota, Fungi, Ascomycota, Eurotiomycetes, Onygenales, Ajellomycetaceae. Gene Ontology annotation, molecular function: thioredoxin-disulfide reductase (NADPH) activity. Bases 367 to 1449 code for a protein of 360 amino acids. The record is from RefSeq and is a predicted model, not a curated record. The transcript has 3 exons. Gene Ontology annotation, biological process: removal of superoxide radicals.
UGAAGUUAAAAAUCACGUAUAAUAUUAUAACUAAAGAUUAAUGAUUAUUAACUAACAACUAAGUUAGCAACCCCCCGCCACCAAAGCAACAUCUUACAACACUGCAGACAGACAUCCAUAAAUAAAACCCUCCAACAACACCAUCUAGCAUCUUCCUUCCCCCUUCUCAACUAGUAUAGAAAGAAGAUCAUCAAGCUGUUUUCCUCAAUUUUCCGCCGCGCUCCCUUCUCCCCCCUCCGAUCCACCGUCGGUCUCUCUGUUGCGGCUGCGGCCUCGUUCCAGAACAGACCCUCCCCCUCCGGCGCUGCCCUCUCCCUUACCCCCACGACGCCAUUGAGCGUCAAGACUGCCCAUAUCUCGUCCAGAAUGGCGCACUCCAAAGUUGUCAUCAUCGGCUCCGGUCCCGCUGCGCACACAGCAGCCAUCUACCUCUCCCGCGCUGAGCUAAAGCCCGUCCUAUACGAAGGAAUGAUGGCCAACAACACCGCGCCCGGCGGACAGCUCACCACCACCACCGACGUCGAGAACUUCCCCGGCUUCCCCAACGGCAUCAACGGCUCCGAACUCAUGGACGGCAUGCGCGCCCAAUCCGUCCGCUUUGGCACACAGAUCAUCACCGAAACAGUCUCGCGCGUCGAUCUCUCCUCGCGCCCCUUCAAAGUAUGGAAGGAGUACUCCGAUGGCCCCAACGAUGCGGCCGCGCACACGGCCGAUGCCCUCAUCAUUGCCACGGGCGCGAAUGCCCGCCGACUCGAUUUGCCCGGUGAGCAGCAGUAUUGGCAAAACGGCAUCAGUGCGUGCGCGGUGUGUGACGGGGCCGUUCCUAUUUUCCGCAACAAGCCAUUGUUCGUGAUUGGCGGGGGCGAUUCGGCCGCGGAGGAGGCUAUGUUCCUGACCAAGUAUGGAAGUAAAGUGACCGUGUUGGUGCGCAAGGAUAAACUGCGCGCCAGCAAGACGAUGGCGAAGAGACUGUUGGCAAAUCCUAAGGUUGAGGUGAAGUUUAACACCGUUGCGCUCGAGGUGCUGGGCGAGCCGGAGCCAAGGGGCCUCAUGACCCAUUUGAAGAUUAAGAAUGUAGUAUCUGGUAAUGAGGAGGUGGUGCCUGCCAAUGGGCUCUUUUACGCUGUAGGACACGAUCCUGCGACGGCACUGGUUAAGGGGCAGGUCGAGACGGAUGCGGAGGGUUAUAUUCUUACGAAGCCCGGGACGAGUUAUACCAGUGUCCCUGGCGUGUUUGCUGCGGGUGAUGUGCAGGAUAAGAGAUACAGACAAGCCAUUACUAGUGCGGGAUCCGGUUGUAUCGCUGCGCUUGAAGCUGAGAAAUUCCUUGCCGAGUCGGAAGGGGCUGAUGAACCUCCUGUCGUUACCUCGACGCUCGAACAUUCUACCACUAACGAAGGAGGGAAAGGAGCUCCGUCAUUGGAAUAUACGUCAAAUCCUCUGCUGUAAGAAGAGAUAGAUAGGUAGCAGGAGGGUUUUCUAGAUUAGCAGCGAAGAAAACGGGAUUGGAGCCAGCACUGGCUUCCUGGUGCUCUUCGGAACAGGAGCAAGUGGUCGAAGGCGAUUCUAUUUCUUUUUGUUUUAGAUUAUUAUUAUACAAUUUUUGCUUCCGUGCCCCAAUAAAACUCCCAUUUGAUGGAUGAGCAUGGGGUUGGCCGGGGGUUAGACGACAAUUAUAGAAAUAUCUCUGUUUUCAAAUUACCCUCUAUGUUGAUAUAUGGAAUGGUUUGGCCCCUUAACUAGUUAAGUUACCAGUUAGCUUGGUGGUGGUUGAUCGAGCUCUUCUGCCCCAGUGGCCUACACUGAACAGCUCCAUGGAUUUGCCUAGUGAGAAGGUUAGAUGAAUAGAUUCCGCUAGCACGAGUAUCACUCGUCGGCUCUCAUUUUAUUAACAUUUCCUCCGUUUUAAUAGAAUUGGCAUCUCAUUAUUUUGUUUUUCAUCCUCUUUGCCUCUCGGGAGACGGACGGGAAGGGUGAUGAAAGGGGAAAAGGAAAGCAUAAAACGGUGUACAAACACAGUAAUUAUACAUGCAGUACAAUUGUGAAUCAGAAUCAAUGAAAAAAGAAGAGAAAAAAAAGAAAAAAGAAAAAAGAAAAAAGA